Lactuca virosa is the source of this 849-nucleotide messenger RNA. The record is from the annotation of a GenBank genome assembly. Lineage: Eukaryota; Viridiplantae; Streptophyta; Magnoliopsida; Asterales; Asteraceae.
AUGGCGACGUUUGGGAGGACGUAUAACGAAGGGGAGAUUGGGAGGAAGUUCAAGAAGGUCUUGCAAGAGUUCUCGGAGGUGUUGGGUAGCUUUUAUUUUGAGGACUCUAUUCCUCAGCUUGCGGUGGUUGAUCGUCUUAGAGGUCUCAGUGCUAAAGUUGAUAGAGUCGCUGUAGAUUUUGACGAGUUUCUACAAGGCGUGGUCGAUGAGACCAUAAUAAAGGUACGCAAUAACUCUGAAAAAAUUUCUGAAGAUGGUGUGGAAACCUUCAUUGAAGGACUACUCAAGGUUCAGAAGGAAGAUAUUAUUGGCAUCACCAUCGAUGCAGAUGUCAUCAAAGCACUCCUCUUGGACGCAUAUGUCGCUGGAACAGAUACAUCAUCUUCAGUACUUGAAUGGGCGAUGACUGAGCUUCUGUUACAUCCGGAAAACUUGAAGAAAGUCCAAGAUGAGGUAAGAAGCAUUCUUCGUGGAAAAGAAGAGAUAACCGACGAAGAUCUUGACAAGAUGACUUAUCUUAAAGCCGUGAUCAUGGAAACCACCCGCCUCCAUCCUCCCCUUCCGAUUCUACCACCAAGAGUCGCACGACAUGAUGUUAAUGUAAUGGGGUAUGAUAUUGCAGAAGGAACAAGGGUAUACGUGAACGUUUAUGCAAUUAUGAGGGACCCUAAAGUGUGGGAAAAGGCCGAAAUGUUUCUGCCAGAGAGGUUCUUGGAGUCGUCUAUUGAUUUCGUAAGGCAUAAUUUCGAGUUGCUUACGUUUGGCGCUGGAAGAAGGGGUUGCCCUGGAAGGGUAUUUGCCAUGGCCAUCAAUGAGAAGGUGUUUGGCUACUGUUUUAUCAAGAUUUGA